CCAGCGCUAGGCGGGGGCGGGAGUAAGGCGAGGCCGCCUGGCAGCCUGAGGCGAGGGCCGUGACAGUGUGCGCCUGCGCGGGGCGCCAUUUCCCUCCCCUGCUCGCCGAGCCUAGGCUCCGCCGGGCCUUUGUCUGAUCUUCUUGGCCAGCGAGUCUGCCGCGGCCGCCGUGUCUUACUCGUUCCGCCGGCCUCCUCCAUGAGAGGCCGAUCCGACGGUGGGGUUUGGCCCCCUUCCCGUUUUUCAUCAUGCGACUUCUCUGGGUCGGCACCGCGGCUCGGCGCCGCCCGGCAUACUGGAGCGUCGGCGAAGGGCUGGAUCCGGCGCAGGCUCCGGGGUGCUGGCUGCCGGGUGGCGGAAUUCCUCUGAUGCUUCUCGGAGGAGAGGCGACCCCGGAAGGAGCUGGACGGGUUUCGAAAACCCCGGGUGUUCUUGCUCCAGACGGUUACAAGGGGAGCCGCAAAUGAGCGUUUCUAACGUUCAGUGUAUCUUUGCCUGCCUACAUCAAUCUGCAAGGGAGUUGCAGAAAAGCCUCAUGUUCAUCGAGCCGUGAGUCACAACCAAUUUCUAAGCUGUUAUAACAAAAAAGUGUUUGCUUUUUUUCCACAAGUAACUUUAAAAGUGUAGUUUAGAAAGAAAACAUUUUCAGUAAAAAGACACUACAUUAAUCCUGGAUGCUUGCAAAUCCUGAAAUUUAUUCCUCCUUGACUAUUACACAGCACUGUGUCCUAUACACAGAUUAGCCUUAAAAUUUGUCACAUACCACUUUGCCUUUACUUUUAUGUAUCAUUCCCCCUGACUUCCUUACUGCAGGUGUGGGCAAGAAAGCUUUUCCUUUAAAACUUUUCAACAGCGGGCAUAAAUUUCUGCAGCUGAGUUCUUGAAGAAUGCAGAUGGGUACAGUAUGUGUUGGAGUUCACAGUGUGUAUUGACUAACCUGAUGCUUUUUUUAUUUUUUUAUUUUUUUCCUUUCUUUGGUAUUGUCUGUUAAAAGUGACUCCCAGGUGCCAACUUUCCUUUAUGGGUGGGGAUGAAAGGGGAAUAAGAAGAAAAGGUCUAGAGAUAUUUAACAGUCAGUGACAGAGCUUAAAAGCUUUCUUCCUCUUGUAGCUUUUGGUAAAACACUGCCUAUUAAUUUGACUAUAACAAAAAGAUUAGAUUUCUAAAUAGCUUUGGUUGGUGGAAAUUACCAACCGUAAGUCGUAUGUGCUGGAUUCGUGGCACUUUGAUUACAUGGGUCUUGGUGUGUCAUUGCCCACAUGUGUACUUGGGCUGAUGCCUUUUGAUGCUCACUUUUACUUCUGACUCCUUGGUUUAAUGAUGGAGUUAGAUGUGAUUAAGUGUGCUUCUUAUAAAAUACUUAGAUUAAAAAAUACCUACAUUUCAUUUCAAUUGUAAAUAUCUUUAGAUCAGUUUCUUAGUGUACAUGAUGGGAAAAAUACGGAAAUGCUAGUCUGCAAAUCAUCCAGGUGUAUUAUUGUGCCAGAUAGUGUUGUGUAGUUAAUGAGAUAAUACUUUAUUUAAAACCACAAAUGAAUUUCAGGAGAUGAAACCAGACAGAGGGUCAAGUUUACAGACGAUCGUGUCUGCAAGAGUCACCUUCUGGAUUGCUGCCCCCAUGACAUCCUUGCUGGGACGCGCAUGGAUUUAGGAGAAUGUACCAAAAUCCACGACUUGGCCCUCCGAGCAGAUUAUGAAAUUGCAAGUAAAGAAAGAGACCUGUUUUUUGAAUUAGAUGCUAUGGAUCACUUAGAGUCCUUCAUUGCUGAGUGUGAUCGGAGAACUGAACUUGCCAAGAAGCGCCUGGCAGAAACACAGGAGGAGAUCAGUGCAGAAGUUUCUGCCAAGGCAGAAAAAGUACAUGAGUUGAAUGAAGAAAUAGGAAAACUCCUUGCUAAAGCUGAGCAGCUAGGAGCUGAAGGAAAUGUGGAUGAGUCUCAGAAGAUUCUUAUGGAAGUGGAGAAAGUUCGUGCAAAGAAGAAAGAAGCAGAGGAAGAGUAUAGAAAUUCCAUGCCUGCAUCCAGUUUUCAGCAGCAAAAGCUUCGUGUCUGUGAGGUUUGUUCAGCUUACCUUGGCCUCCAUGACAAUGACCGUCGUCUUGCAGACCACUUCGGGGGCAAGUUACACUUGGGGUUCAUUCAGAUCAGAGAGAAACUCGAUCAGUUGAGGAAAACAGUGGCUGAAAAGCAGGAAAAGAGAAAUCAGGAUCGAUUGAGGAGAAGAGAGGAGAGAGAGCGAGAGGAGCGCCUGAGCAGGAGGUCUGGAUCAAGAACCCGAGAUCGCAGGAGGUCACGUUCCCGGGAUCGGCGACGGAGGCGGUCUAGAUCUACCUCCCGAGAGCGGCGGAAGUUUUCCCGUUCCAGGUCCCGAGAUAGACACCGGCGACAUCGCAGCCGUUCCCGGAGCCACAGCCGUGGUCACCGCCGGGCUUCUAGGGAUCGGAGUGCAAAAUACAAGUUCUCCAGGGAGCGCUCAUUGAGAGAGGAAUCCUGGGAAUACGGGCGUGAGCGAGGGCCCACUGACUGGAGGCUGGAGAGCUCCAAUGGCAAGACUGCAUCACGGAGAUCGGAGGAGAAGGAGGCUGGCGAGAUCUGACCCUGGCUCUGGCGCUGUAAAUAGUCUGACAAAUGCUCAGCACAGCCUAAAUUAUCCUUUAUAUUUGCUGGGUACAACUCAUCUUUUGUAGUCAAUUUCUAUUGUUUGGCCCUAGCUGUGAGUUUCUAGAGUUGUUCAGAGCUGCUCCUGUGUUUGGGGUUAUGUUGUAUAGGAACAAAUAAAUCUGGCGGCUGCCUCCUGACAGCUGUGUUGGAGUGUCUGCUGUCCUCCACUCUAGAGGCACUUUGCUAGGACCCUGCACUGGUGGACACAAAGGCAGGUGCUGCCUUUAACUCAGAAAGCUGACCAAAUGUCUGACCACUUUAACUUUUGGCAUCUUAGGUGCCAAGGCACUCCUAACACACAACUGAGCCAGAUGUAUGUGGCUUUCCUGCCUGGCUCACACUCUGCAUCUUAGCUGCUCAUCUACUAUCCCAGUGCAGACAAUAGAGCCUGCUCUGUGUAGGAGGGGGCGGCCAUAUUACACACUCAUUUCCUUAGGCAGAGCUAUAUCUGUUGGCCUUAGCUCAGGUGACUCACAUUGCAGUUCCACUUUAUUACUUGGUGGAGUAAAGACAUAGAUGCCCCCUACCUGCCAAUCAGGAGGUCCUUUGGAGAGGGUUACAGCUUAGGUCAGGUAUCUUGGGUGGUUUACACCCAAGGUGGGCUUAUUGUUACCCACUGAGCAUGUGUUGCUUACAGAGGACCAAUGCCUUAAGGCCAAAGUGAAGCCCAAAUAGAAAGGAUCACUGAAUAGGAGCUUCUUCCUUCAUGUGUCUGGGAGUUACAGUUUGAUUUUUGGAGGGACCUUUAGUUGGUUGUAUUAAACAUAGAAGCUCUCCCUCUCCGUGCCAUGUUUGUAAAAGUUUAGGUGCUGUUCUUGAGCUUUUGGUUUGAUGGUCACACAUAGGAUCUUGUGCUCUUGUAAUGUGGUACCUGGUGCUGCCCUUGGCUCCUUUCUACAGGAUAUGUGUGGGUACCUGCUCUGUUACUAUGUGAAACAGGCUUUUCCUGGUCAACUGUCUCCAUAUGAAAGGAGGUAGGAUGGAAUAUCUCUGAAGGAGCCAUUGGGGCUCAGUACUGCACACAGGGCCUGUGUGUAGGUUUCAUCGUCUCUAGCCCCUUGGCCUCCAGGUGGAGCUCAGUUCAGCUCUGCUCUGCUAUCUCCCUGGAGUAAGGCCCAUACCUGGGGUUCUUGGCCCCAGGUGGACUUUGUGACUAGUUGUGGCUGCUUAUGCAGGAACAUUUUGUUCCCUGGACUCCUUAAGGCCUUAACUAGAUGGGCCUAACCUCUUGGCCAACAUCAGCAUGUCUGUUUGGAUCCUUUCUGUCUAGAUAUAAAUUUGUAUGUGGAGAAACAAGUGUUUUGGUUUCUUUUAUCAGGGAGUAAAGUUACUGGAAACAUUUCUGAGCCAUGACCUGUAGUACCCACAGGAGAAUCCCUGGGCUCACAUGGCACACAAAUACUGCUACUGGGGUAUACUAGGCAGACCCCUGUUUUGGUAGUAUCUGUUUGUUU
Acomys russatus (golden spiny mouse) is the source of this 4114-nucleotide messenger RNA. It is a transcript of the gene Luc7l, whose product is annotated as LUC7 like. Gene Ontology annotation, molecular function: mRNA binding. The transcript is spliced from 10 exons. Gene Ontology annotation, cellular component: U2-type prespliceosome; U1 snRNP. The record is from RefSeq and is a predicted model, not a curated record. Gene Ontology annotation, biological process: mRNA splice site recognition. Lineage: Eukaryota; Metazoa; Chordata; Mammalia; Rodentia; Muridae. The coding region runs from base 1642 to 2595 and encodes 317 amino acids.